Molecule: messenger RNA, 345 nt
Organism: Entrophospora candida
Lineage: Eukaryota; Fungi; Glomeromycota; Glomeromycetes; Entrophosporales; Entrophosporaceae
Source: the annotation of a GenBank genome assembly
AUGUCAAGUGCGAUACGUUUAGAGAAUGCUGCAAAUGAGUUUCGAAAAAUCCAACAAGACUUGUCAAAUGUCAUAGAAGGAAGACAGCGUUUAGAUUCACAAUUACGAGAAAAUGAAAUUGUUCAAAAAGAAUUUCAACUAUUAAAAGAAGAUUCAAAUAUAUUUAAACUUAUUGGACCAGUAUUAGUGAAACAGGAUAAAGCUGAAGCUGUUCAAAAUGUGAAUAAACGAUUGGAAUAUAUUCGAUCUGAAAUAAAACGUAUGGAAAAACAAAUUGAAGAUUUAACACAAAAAUCAGAAAAGAAAAAACUUGAAGUUGUUGAACUUCAAAAUAAUAAAUCGUAA